This is a messenger RNA of Fulvia fulva, 537 nucleotides long. RefSeq lists its product as uncharacterized. The transcript is spliced from 2 exons. Bases 1 to 537 code for a protein of 178 amino acids. Lineage: Eukaryota; Fungi; Ascomycota; Dothideomycetes; Mycosphaerellales; Mycosphaerellaceae. The record is from RefSeq and is a predicted model, not a curated record.
AUGUCUCUCCCCACCCUCAUCCUCGCCGUAGUCCCCAUCACACAAUGGUCCCUAAUCUCCACCCUCCUCGUCACAGCAGGCAUAGCCUUCUCCCUCAACACCUGGACCCUCCCCAUAAUAAAACUCAACCCCACCACCACCUCCAUCCCCCAACUCCUCGACAUCGGCCGAAUCGGCGGCCGCACCCUCGACCCCGCCAACAUCGCCGUCGCUCUUGUCCUCGUAUUCGUAUCCGUCGUCCAGGCGCAAUACCCUUCCUUCGCCGUCGCCACGUCUUGGAAAGUGCCUGCUUCCGCGAGCUUCAUGCUUUUCCAGGUGGCGUGGUGGGAAAAGCUUACGAUCUUCCCACUUGAGAGAGCUGCGAUUGCUAUGAAGGAGAGGUUGGAGGGGGAGAAGGCUUCUGGGCAAGGGGUGUGGAUGGGGAGGAGGGAGAGGGAGGAGUUUCAUGGCUUGUUGGAUCGGUGGGGGGUGAGGCAUUUGGGGAGGGCUGUGCCGCCGGUUAUUGCUGUGGGGAGGUUGGUUGUGUGGAGGGGGUAG